AUGAGUUCCUUUAAUCCUACAACCUUUAAUGUCAAUGAGUUUGAUAAUAUAGUAAAAACUUUUUAUGAAGGAAUGAAUAAUUCUGUGAGACAAGAAGCACAGACUAUUUUGACAGAAUUUCAAAACAAUCCAGAUUCAUGGCUAGUAGCCGAUCAAAUUCUUGAGCAAUCAAACAAUAUACAAGCAAAACAGUUUUUAGCGCUUGGAAUAUUGGAAGAGUUUAUUAAAGUAAAAUGGAACUUACUUCCUAUAGAACAACGAUUAACAAUGCGAAAUUAUGUUGUCAAAUAUAUGAUUGAUUUUAUUACUUCUACUACAUCUAAGCCACAUCAAGCAGCUUUUUUAAAUAAACUUGAUCUUGUACUUGUUCAAAUAUUAAAAAAAGAUUGGCCUCAAUAUUGGCCGACAUUUAUUCAGGAAAUAGUUAACUCAAGCUCAAUAAAUACGAACCUUUGCGAAAAUAACAUGAAAAUAUUAAGAUUUUUAAGUGAAGAAGUAUUUGAUUAUUCUAUUGAUUUUAUGACGAUAGCCAAAAAGACUAAACUAAAAAAUCAAAUGGCAAAUGAAUUUGAUUCUGUAUUUGAUCUAUGCAAACGUAUACUAUCAUCACCAAAUCAAAGGAUAUCAUUAAUACUUGCAACUUUGGAAACUUUACUUAAACUAUUAAGUUGGAUUCCUAUACAAUUUUUAUACCAACAGCAACAAGAUUUACUCGAAAUAUUAAAUUCAAAUAUUAGAGGCAACUCAUCUAUACAAAGAAAUCUAUCUUUUCAAUGUUUAAUAGAAAUAAUUAAUAAUUUGAAUUCAAUCACCAAUACUUCACCCUAUAAUGACAUGAUUCUUUCUAUCUACAACAUGUUUUAUAGAGAAAUGAUUAACAUUAUGCCAGUGAAUUCAGUAGAUACUAUAAUUCAGACCUUUGAGGAAUCAAAUCAAGAAACUCAAGACUUUAUAAAAACUGUAGUUACCUUUUUUACGACUAUUUUUUCUAAACAUAGAAAAUUGAUUGAAGCCAAUGAUAAUAGCAAUAAUAGUAUCCAAGUCGUUUUAUUCAAUUAUCUAUUAAAAAUAUCACGUAUUCCUGAUAGAGAAAUUUGGAGAAUUUGCUUAGAAUAUUGGAGCGAAUUAGCAAAUGAUAUCCUCCAGGAACAGCAAACAUCAAGUUAUUAUUAUGAUAUUUUAAAGCAGCUUGGAUUAGUUAUGAUUGAUAAUAUGGUAAAGCCGGAUAAGGUACUUGUGAUUGAAAAUAUUGAUGGGGAAAUCACUAGAGAGUUUAUUAAACAAAGUGAUACAACAUCAUUAUCAAAAACAACACACCAUGUAUUUAAACUUCUGACUAGAAUUGAUCCAAUUUUUAUUCAUUCUCUCUUACAUGAACAACUCAAUCAAUUGCUAGUUACAAAUAUAUCUUGGUCUUGGGAUUCACUCUUUCGUAUAUGCUGGGCUAUAGGUGCAUCAUUAGGUGCUACUGAUAAGUGCUCAGAAAAUAGGUUUCUUGAAGCUAUUUUAAUUAAUAAUUUAUUACCAUUAUUACAACAACAACAACAGGAAGGAAACCAUAACAAUAAUGAUUUAGAUCAGGAAUGGGUAGUUGCCUCUUGUGUCUUGUAUAUUGUUGGUCAAUGUCCAUAUUUUAUGAAAUCACACUGGGAUUUUACGUUCUUUAUAAUACAAAAAAUUUUCAUUUACCUGCGACAACCAACUCAAUCAGGUAUAAAAGAAAUGGCAUGCGAUGCAUUUUUAAAGAUAGCCGAAGGUUGUGGAGAGGAAUUAUCAAUACCGCAUCAGUUAACUACAACUACAAUGAUGCCUUCUGUUUUGGAAAUGGUAUUAUCUGAUUUAAAAGUACUAACAAUUCAACUAGAGUCACAGCAGUUAUGUAUAUUAUAUGAAGCCAUUAGCACUCUAAUUUCUACAAGUACUUUAAGUUUUCAAAUGAAGCAACAUUCUUUUAACUUAUUGAUGGAGAUGCCAAACGAGACGUUAAAAAAGACCUCUAUUUCCUCAAUCAGGAUUAUUAUAAAUAUGCUUCGUGUUAAUAUAGCUACAUGCAAACGAAUCGGUUCUGUUCUUUUUCAAAAUCAAAUUCAAACCAUAGCUCCUACAUUAUUUCAUUAUUAUGAGCUGUCGAGUCAAGCAAUUAAUCUCGUAAAUAACAAUAGUGAUACAAAUAGCCAGCACAUAAUGAUUAGACAACUAGUUUUAAACCUGUUUGAAACUUAUUUUCUUUCUACUGAUAAUAAGCUUAAAUGCCUUGAAGAAGAAGAUAAAAAACUUAUAUCUAAUUUGAUACAAGUUGUCUUUGCUGAUUAUAUAAAUGCAACUACAGUUCCAGAAAAAAGAGAAGCACAAUUGUUAAGUUUAUUGACAAGUUUAGUUGAAAAAUUAGAAAAUCUUCCAAUUGUAUGGCCAGAUUUCCUUAAAGAAAUGAUCGAUAUCGAAUAUAUUACAACAUUACCAAUGAUUACUUCAAAUUUUGUCGAUUUUCCUGAAAUCAGACAUGAGUUCUAUCGAUUAUUAUAUGCUUUGAACACGAAAUACUUUAUAGUAUUAGAAUUAUUUCAAAUGUCUCCUGAGUUGUUUCAACUCAAUAUUGACAGUAUUUUAUGGGGAACAAAGCAUACAACAAAAGAAAUUUCAGAAAUAGCUUUACAAACAUGUUUACACAUCAUUAAUUACGCCUCGCAGAUGGAAGAUGAAGAUAUUUCGAGUCAAUUUUUUGAACUAUAUUAUGUAAAAAUAUUAACGAGCAUUUUAGAAAUAUUGGUUGAUCCUGACUGUAGAAAUGCAUUCAAUUUUCAAAGUGAAAUUCUUUCUAGAAUGCUAGAAUUAGUACAAGAAGGUGAAAUCUAUACUCGUGUCUUUGAUCCUAAUCAGGUUUCAGAUCCACUUAUGUCAAACGUUGAAUUUCUUCAACAAUAUGUGCUAAACUUAUUAUGUUCAGCAUUUCCUUUACUUCAAAAAAAUCAAAUUGAAGUAUUAGUAAAGGGAAUGUUUGAGUAUAGUGGUGAUUUACAAAGAUUUCAAGAUGAUAUACGUGAUUUUUUGAUUGAUAUAAAAGAGGUGGGUGAAGCACGUGAAGGUGAGCAACGUGCAGAAGACGAGUUAAAUGCUGAGUUGGACCUAUUAAGGAACCUAUAA
Messenger RNA from Cokeromyces recurvatus, 3141 nucleotides. Its product is annotated as armadillo-type protein. The transcript is spliced from 13 exons. Gene Ontology annotation, cellular component: cytoplasm; nucleus. Gene Ontology annotation, biological process: protein export from nucleus; ribosomal large subunit export from nucleus; ribosomal small subunit export from nucleus. Bases 1 to 3141 code for a protein of 1046 amino acids. The record is from RefSeq and is a predicted model, not a curated record. Gene Ontology annotation, molecular function: nuclear export signal receptor activity; small GTPase binding. Lineage: Eukaryota; Fungi; Mucoromycota; Mucoromycetes; Mucorales; Mucoraceae.